GUCAGUCAGAGUCGGAGGCAGGGUCAAAUAGGGAGAAAUGGCGACGGAGCCUGGCUGUGGGUGAGUGCUUCCUGAAGGGGUGGAAGUGUGAGACAGCGGAUCACCGCAGUCAGCCGUCACACAUCUCCCAAAGGGGUAGGAGGGAGAUUUUCUUCUCAUCCGGCUCCAGCUGGACUCUGGGAACGUCAGACAUCCACAUCUGCCACCCAGGUUAGAGGCCCAUCUUUGGAAAAAGAUCUGGGAAUGAUUGUCUAGCCUCCAGCCUCAACUUACUUGAUGCUUGAGAGACUCAAAGCCUCGUGGUCAGCUGCCCUGCAAAGAAAGUAUUUUGACCUUGGCAUUUGGACAGCUCCCAUCUCUCCCAUGGCCCUGACAAUGCUGAAUGGGCUCCUGAUUAAGGACUCAAGCCCACCUAUGCUGCUGCACCAGGUUAACAAGACUGCCCAGUUAGAUACCUUCAACUACCAGAGCUCCUUUAUGCAGAGUGUCUUUGACCAUUUCCCUGAGAUCUUAUUUAUCCACCGGACCUAUAACCCAAGGGGUAAGGUCUUAUAUACCUUCCUGGUGGAUGGACCUCGAGUACAGCUGGAGGGUCAUCUUGCCCGAGCAGUCUACUUUGCCAUCCCUGCCAAGGAGGACACUGAAGGCCUGGCCCAGAUGUUCCAGGUAUUCAAGAAGUUUAACCCAGCAUGGGAGAAAGUCUGUACCAUUCUGGUGGAUCCUCAUUUCCUUCCACUGCCCACCCUAGCCAUGGAGUUCCCGACAGCUGAGGUCCUGCUCUCAGCCUUCCACAUUUGUAAGUUCCUCCAGGCCAAGUUCUAUCAGCUGUCCCUUGAACGGCCCGUGGAAAGGCUGCUUCUGACCUCCCUGCAGAGCACAAUGUGCUCAGCCACAGCAGGCAACCUGAGAAAGUUGUAUACACUCCUGAGCAACUGUAUCCCUCCAGCCAAGCUGCCUGAGCUUCACUCACACUGGCUGCUCAACGACCGCAUCUGGCUGGCUCACCGCUGGAGAAGCCGAGCUGAGAGCAGCCGCUACUUCCAGAGCCUCGAGGUCACCACCCGCAUCCUCAGCCAGUUCUUUGGUACCACGCCAUCUGAGAAACAAGGUAUGGCUUCUCUGUUCCGUUACAUGCAGCAGAACUCUGCAGACAAGGCAAACUUCAACCAGGGCCUGUGUGCCCAGAACAAUCAUGCUCCCUCAGACACCAUCCCCGAAAGCCCCAAAGUGGAGCAGCUGGUAGAAUCCCACAUCCAGCACUCCCUCAAUGCCAUUUGCACAGGGCCAGCAGCCCAACUCUGCCUAGGCGAGCUUGCUGUGGUCCAGAAAUCCACACACCUCAUUGGCUCUGGCUCAGAAAAGAUGAACAUACAGAUCCUGGAAGAUACCCAUAAGGUGCAGCCCCAGCCCCCUGCCAGCUGCAGCUGCUACUUUAACCAGGCCUUCCACCUGCCCUGCCGCCACAUCCUAGCCAUGCUCAGUGCCCGCCGCCAGGUGCUCCAGCCCGACAUGCUGCCGGCUCAGUGGACGGCAGGCUGCGCUACCAGUCUAGACAGCAUCCUGGGCAGCAAGUGGAGUGAGACCCUGGAUAAGCACCUGGCAGUGACUCACCUCACCGAGGAGGUGGGUCAGCUGUUACAGCACUGCACCAAGGAGGAGUUUGAGCGGAGGUACAGCACCCUGAGGGAACUGGCCGACAGCUGGAUUGGGCCUUAUGAGCAGGUCCAACUCUGAUUAUUCUCGAUGACCAGAGAUGCUCAUGCACCUGUGCACACUCACAUCCACCCAUACACACACACACUCACACACACACACACACUCCCUUACACUGUUGUACUUCCGUGGGCCCUCCUUCCAGAACAAGGACAAGGUUCAAGGGUCUUCUCAUCUACCAUGGCCUGCUACCUAGUAUGUGUCUAGCUCAAUGAGACAGGAGUCAGCAAAUCUUAAUCUGUUUAGUUUACUCAGGUGGCCACAUACAGUCUCUGUUGUAUAUUCUUGGUUUUGUUUUAACAUUUUCUUUUUUUUUUUCUUUUUUUUUUUUUUUGAGAAGGAGUCUGGCUGUGUCGCCCAGGCUGGAGUUCUGUGGCGCGAUCUCUGCUCACUGCAAGCUCCGCCUCCUGGGUUCACGCCAUUCUCCUGCCUCAGCCUCCCGAGUAGCUGGGACUACAGGCGCCCGCCACAACGCCCGGCUAAUUUUUUGUAUUUUUAGUAGAGACGGGGUUUCACCGUGUUAGCUAGGUUGGUCUCGAUCUCCUGACCUCGUGAUCCACCCGCCUCGGCCUCCCAAAGUGCUGGGAUUACAGGUGUGAGCCACCGCACCUGGCCUGUUUUAACAUUUUCAUAAGGUAGAAACCAUUCUUAGCUCAAAGGUCAUACAAAAACAGGCAGUCCAGCUGGCCAUGGUGGCUCACGCCUAUAAUCCCAGCAUUUUGGGAGGCUGAGAUGGACAGAUCACUUGAGGUCAGUAGUUCAAGACCAGCCUGGCCAACAUAGUGAAACCCCGUCUCUACUAAAAAUACACAAAUUGGCCAGGCGUGGUGGCGGGCACCCUGUAAUCCCAGCUACUCGGGAGGCUGAGGCAGGAGAAUCGCUUGAACCUGUGAGGCAGAAGUUGCAGUAGGCCAAGAUCCUGCUGCCACUGCACUCCAGCCUGGGAGGGCGAGACUCCAUCUAAGAAAAAAAAUAAAAUAACGGCAACCCCUGGUCUAAGAUAAGAGAUAAAACAUCAGGUGGUGAGAUUGAGGUUUGGGGCUUGGUAGCAGUUGCCCCAAUCAUGAGAUGACUCACUUAACCCAUCUCCUUUAAGUGAGCUGGGCUGGGAGGCUUCCUACAGGGGAAGAGGCCCCUCUGGGGAGCUGACUCAGCCAGGCUCCCUGAACUUUUUUCCUUGUCCCAUGCUGGGGUCAAUAAAACUGAAUGUUGCAUAUUCUA
Messenger RNA from Symphalangus syndactylus (siamang), 2934 nucleotides. RefSeq names its product zinc finger SWIM-type containing 1 (gene ZSWIM1). Lineage: Eukaryota; Metazoa; Chordata; Mammalia; Primates; Hylobatidae. Gene Ontology annotation, molecular function: zinc ion binding. The record is from RefSeq and is a predicted model, not a curated record.